This is a messenger RNA of Purpureocillium lilacinum, 234 nucleotides long. Lineage: Eukaryota; Fungi; Ascomycota; Sordariomycetes; Hypocreales; Ophiocordycipitaceae. The record is from RefSeq and is a predicted model, not a curated record.
AUGUCUCGAGGAGGUCCGGGUAUUUCUCGGCGACAAACUGCACAGCCUUCUUCUCCGUCCAAACGUGCGACUCCCAUCCUGGGUGCAGGUCGAUACAACUCUGCACCGCCGUUCCCCAAAUAUCUUCCCACUGGCGGCUGGGCUGGCCCAAAUCGACGUGAUGUAGUAUCGGCGGCACGAGGUCUUCAUCCGGCACUGCCGAUAGUUGAUAUUUGUCGUAGUCAAGAAAGGUGA